Molecule: messenger RNA, 2246 nt
Organism: Rhineura floridana
Lineage: Eukaryota; Metazoa; Chordata; Lepidosauria; Squamata; Rhineuridae
Gene: C20H9orf43
Product: chromosome 20 C9orf43 homolog
Exons: 13
Coding region: 617-2131 (504 amino acids)
Source: RefSeq, a predicted model, not a curated record
CGCAUUUCAGGGCGGGGCUAAGAAUGUUCCUGUCUACGCUGAGGAGGAGAACGAGCCCCUCGAGCCAGCCGCGGGGCGAGGCACUGACACACGCGGGAGCCCCUUUCUGCCUCCGCUCCUCGAUGUCCCGCACUCGAGCCGAGUCUUGCCAGGCAAAUGGCGGCGGCGAGGGAGCUGUGUGCGUGGGGGGUGGAACGGCUCCUCUGGGACCGACUUCCCACCUCGGAGGGCGCUUAUGGAGACGCGACGGUCAGGGCGUGAUGCAGCCUGGACGUUCCAUGAAAAAACGGGCGCCGUCUGAGUGGCGUUGCCUGGUGCCUUUUUGGCAACUUUAGACCGGGACUGCGACCGUGCGAGGAGGGUCUCUGAGGAUCUUGCCCCGCAUAUGGUGGCGAAACGAAGGGGAGCCGGAAAUCUUCUGAUACCGCCCUCGGCGUCAGGUGGUGCGAAUUGUUCUACGAAUUCUUCUCUUGCCCCGUCUUUAGCUGUGCCUCUGCUUCCCGCCCUCGUUUCGCGCCUGUCCCUCCCUGGGCCAGGGCCCUCCUCCGCCCGGCGGGACCUUUCAAGUGAGGGCCUUUUCAAUAUUUUCAGACUGUUUUAGCACUUUGCUGCCAAAAUGGUAAGCAUCGAUGCCAGUCAGUGGGAUGAAACCAUUUGUGAUAUGAUUGCUUGCCAACACCCUCCCUGCUGGGAGGCGAUGCGGAGGAUUGAAAAAGGGCACCCCCGGAUCUUGUUAAGAACCCUUGUCUCGCCUGGGAGAGAUUCCCCAGAAUCUGAAGAUGAGCUGCCGACACUAAAGAUUGUCAACCUUCCCCUCAAUUAUUCUCAAAGAGAGAGGAUAUGUGCUGAAAGUUUUGGUUCCAUCUCAAAGACCAUCUCAAAUAUCAAAGAUGCUAGACGUUAUUUUUUCAAUUCUACCCUGAAUGAUGCUUUGAUACCCGCUGUUUCAGGACUGAGUUCUGAAAGGAAUCCCUUCCCAGGAUUGAACUCCAGGAUGGAAUCUCACACUCCCCAUUUCACACCAAUAAGUUUCACCUGCUUGAGGCAAGCUGAGAAAAUACAGGUGACAGAUCUCGGUGAGUUUGCUGUACACAGACUAUACACAAACCAGCCAACCUAUGGAAACUUGGUUGUCCGUUGGGUCCCAGACGUGCGGCAUAGACAUCAGCAGGCUGAGAAGCUGGCCGCAAGAGUAGUGACACCAGCGCGGAGAAUGUGUGUGAAAGACCUUGCUUUGGAAAGCAUCCUCUCAUUUAAGGACAAGAAGGAGACGAGAAGAAAGAAAUCAAAUAAAGUUCCUACAGGAGGUCAGCCCUACCUCCUUCACCUAAGGAAGAGGCAGAAAGUUCCUGCCAAUAAAUCAAGUAGUCCUGUACAUAAAGAAACGGAUCCAAGGGAAAGCCUCAUCAGGCAGAAGCAGUUCUCUCCAUCCCAUUUGCUGCUAGCUCCUUUAGCACCCCCACAUGUCAAGUGCCUCCUGAAUCUGGAGAACAGUAGAGAAGGGUUGUGGGCAAGCAAGGAGAAUCUAAGCCCCCCUUUUACCGUGCAGAAGGCACCCAGUUUAUACAGACUCGAAACUAAGAUUCCAGUGAAAGGAAAAUUCCCAAGAAGAAUUCCAAGUCAACUCAAGGUUGCCUUAAGAGACUCUGUGGUUUUCAGACACCUGAUGCCAACCCUAGCAAAGCAGCUGGAUGGUUCCGAUUCCCUUUGUGAUGAAGGAGGGGGCCUUCUUGACAAGGUCCAGCUCUUCCAGGAAGGUUCUGCAGAGGGUGGCAGCGGCGGCCCUGAGAUGCCACCAGUGACUGCUGCUGAGAGGACGCCUUCUAUGAAGUUUGUGGAGUACAAGAGCAAUAGGGCCACACUGUACAUGGAGGGUUGUGAUAACUUUGCUCCCCGGAUUUCAAGAAUGGAGUCCAAGUACAGCCAUUACUGCAAGCACCUUGCAAGCCGGAAGGAGUCUCUGCUGACUCAGAGCGAUCCCUCAGCAGUCAUCAGCAGAGAGCCCUGGCCCCAGGGAGCAGCUCAGAAAACAGAGGACACUCUCCUGCAGAUGCAGUCCUUGGACCCCCCUCCGCCCCCUCCCUCCCCACUCAUCCCUGAGAACAGUGAUGAUCCUCUAGGCCUGACUUGAAGUGAAGGAAGGGGCAUUUGUCAGCAACAGCCUACUAUGGAGAUGGGCCCUUUUUGUAUGGGGGAGGUUUGUUGCUCCUCUUGGAGUUAGAAUCAUUAAAAUUCCAGCUUCUUCA